CCAACUGAACCACCCAGGCACCCUGCUGGUGAUUUCUUAAAUACAACACAUAAGCAUGAUCCAUAAAAGACAAAAUUUAUAAAUUGGACUUCAUAAAAAUUAAGAACUUCUCUUUGAAAUAUUUUCAGAGAAUGAAAAGAUAAGCUACAAACUGGGAGAAAAUAUAUGCAAAUUUGAAGGAGUUAAAUCCACAGUAUAACGAACUGCAAAACUCAGUAAGAAAAUAGUUCAUUUAAAAAAUGGGAACAAGUUUGAACAGGCAAUUUAAGAAGAUGUACAGGUGGAAAAUAAACACUAAAAGAUGGUCAACAUUUUUAGUUAACAGAGAAAUACAAAUUAAAACUACAAGGAGAUUCCAUUGUACAUAAAUGUCUGAGCUUAAAAACAUUGAACAUAAAAAAUGAUGGUGGGGAUAUGGAGCCACUAGAACUCUUAAACACUGCUGGUGCAUAUAUAAAAUAGUAAAUCUACUUUGUAAAAACAGCCUAGCAGUGUCUUUUCUUUCUCUCUCUCUUUUUUUAAGCAGGCUCCACACCCAGCGUGGAACCCAAUGUGGGAUUUGAACUCACAACCCUGUCUAGCAGUUUCUUAAAAAUUUAAACAUAACAAUAUCACUCCACCAUUCUACUCCUAGGUAUUAACCCAGGAGAAAUCAAAGCAUAUGCCCAUACAAAUAUUUGCAAAUGAUCGUUCACAGCAGCUUUAUUUGAAACAAUCCCAAACUGGAAACAAUCUAAGUGUCUAUCAAGGGGCACCUGGAUGGCUCAGUCCCUUAAUUGUCUAACGCUUGAUCCCAGCUCUUGACUUCAGGGUCGUGAGUUCAAGUCUGGUUUUGGGUUCCACGAUGGGCAUGAAGCCUACCUAAAAAAAAAAAAAAAAAAAAAAAAAAGUUAAAAAAUGUCUCAUCAAAAGGUAGAUAAAUUGUGUUAUAUUCAUGCAAUGGAAUAGUACUCAGCAAUAAUGAGCAAUAAACUGUUGAUACACAUGACAAAAUGGAUGAAUCUUAACGCUGAUGAAAGAAAUCAGAAUGUACUUGCAGCAUGGUAUCAUUAACAUCAAAUUCUAGAAAAUUCAAACUUUAGGGUGACAGAAAGCAGAACCUGUCAUAUGGGGUAGGUGGGGAAGCCAAGUAUUUUACAGGGGCAUGAAGAAACUUUGGGGGGGGUGAAGGAAAUGAUUGUUACCUUGUGAGGAUGUGUAUAUAUAUAUGUUCACUUAUCAAAUUGUGCAAUUUAUUGCAGUUUAUUGCAUGUCAAUCGUACCUUAAGCUACUAAAAAAAUUUUUUUUCAAGCUGCCAAAAAUUAAUGAAGAUAAUUUUCAACUGUUGUGCAGGGUUUGCCACAAAGUAUAAGAUCUGCAUAUAACUGCACAGCUAAGCUAUAUUACUUUUUGUCCCUUAGUGUCGUGAAAAAACUGCAACAUGAGAAGGCUCUGAUGCCAAGGUUAGGCUGAGAAAUGCUUGUAAAGCUACUAAUCUAAAAAUCACAUUUUUAUUUACUGAACUCACUUUCCGUCUUGUAAAACGAAUGUUGGGGAUACUUCUAAUUCGGCUCUUUUAAAAUCGAAAUAAGCGUGAGCAAAUUAAUAAAGACUAUGAAAUCCAAACCACUAUCUUCCGUCAUAAUUUGAAGCCUUGUAAAUUAAAGCUAUCAUCAAGCCAGCUAGUGUGACGCCAAGAGGCCCAGAAAUCCCUGGCCUGCGCAGACUCUGUGCAAAGCUCUCCACGUGCGGGGCCCCGCCCAGCGCGCCCCACCCCUCCCCGCCGCGCCCGCGCCCCGGGCCCCAGGCUUUGUGGCCACGUGAACGAAGCAGCGACUCCCAGCAAGCCCGGGUGAUGGCGCAGCGCCGUGCGCGCAAGCGCAGCGCAGACCCUGAGCGGUCUCUGCGCACGCGUUUUUCAGGAAUUGUCCAGAUGGAUGAAGAUAUGCAUUACAAUAAAGUUGAAGAUGUGGUUGGAAGUCAUGUGGAAGAUGCAGUAACAUUUUGGGCCCAGAGUAUUAGUAGGAAUAAGGACAUUAUGAAGAUUGGUUGCUCAUUGUCUGAAGUUUGUCCCCAUGCCAAUUCAGUUUUUGGGAAUCUUGAUCCAAAAAAGAUUUAUGGUGGAUUAUUUUCUGAAGAUAAAUGUUGGUACAGAUGCAAAGUACUGAAAAUCAUCAGUGAUGAAAAGUGUCUGGUGAGAUACAUUGACUAUGGAAAUACCGAAAUUCUAAAUCGAUCCGAUAUAGUUGAGAUUCCUUUGGAUCUGCAAUUUUCUAGUGUUGCCAAAAAAUACAGACUUUGGGGACUACAGAUUCCUUCUGGCCAAGAAGUUACCCAGUUUGAUCAGGGCAGAACCUUUUUGGGGAGCUUGAUUUUUGAAAAGGAGAUAAAAAUGAGAAUUAAAGCAACCUAUCAAGAUGGAACAGUUAUUGCUCAGGCUGAGUAUGGCAGUGUGGAUAUAGGGGAGGAGGUGGCUAAAAAAGGAUUUGCAGAAAAAUGCAAACUCACUUCCAGCACUAACACUUGUGAGGAAAAAAAAUCAGAUCCUGGUCAGCUUGUCCUCAGGAACCUCAAAAGCCCCAUUCCCUCAUGGGGGCAUAGAUCAAACCAGUCAGCCUUCACCCGGCCAAAGGGGCGCUUAAGUGGGAGGAUGACUCUUGAUCUGAAGAAUGAAAAUGAUGCAGGAAAUCAUGUGACAUUUCCAAAGGAAAAUUUGGCUGUUGGAGACUUUAAUUUAGGGUCUAAUGUCAGCCUGGCAAAAAUUAAGCAGGACCAGAAGCUGAUUGAAGAAAAUGAAAGGCUUAAAACAGAGAAGGAGGUUCUUCUUGAAAGUUAUAAAGUUCUAGAAUCCAAAGUAGAACAGACUGCCCAGGAGCUGCAGCAAGAGAAAGCGACUACCAUGGAUUUGACUAAACAUUUAGAAAGCAUUCUGAAGACUCAUGUAGGUACCAGAAUGGAAAAUCUGGCAGCUAAGGUUGAAAUAUUGAAAGAAAUUAGACGUGUCAACAUCAGUGUUCGUUUUGGAAAUGAUCUUUCAGAUGCUAUGCAAGUGUUAGAUGAAGAGUGCUUUACUACCCCAGCUUCUUUGCCUGAAUUAGAGAGAAUUUGGGCAGAAUACAGUCUUGCUCAAGAGAACAUACAAACUUGUGAAAAUGUGAGUGAAGGAAAUAUUUUGAUUGCCAAAAGAAAUGAAGUGCAACAGAAACUGAACAUGGCAGUAGAAGUUUUUAUUCUGGAAGUAGAUGAGUUACCUCUUAAUAAACGCUUGAAAACAUUGCAGGAUUUGUCAACCUCUUUAGAGGCAGUAUAUGGACAGGCCAAAGAAGGGACAAACUCUGAAGAAACACUUAAGAAAUUUUAUGACUGGAAGUGUGAUAAAAGAGAGGAGUUCACCAAUGUUAGAAGUGAAACAGAGGUUUCUCUACAACGUCUUGUAGCAUGGUUCCAGAACACUGUAAAGGCUUUUGAUCUCUCUGUGGAAGAAUCACGAACUUCUGAAGACACAAUCAGUAGUCUUGAUGAAAUCCUAGAGAAGACUGAGUCAAGCGUCUGCAAAGAGCUGGAGAUAUCUCUGGUUGAGCAAGGUGAUGCAGACAAGGAGAUCAUUUUAAAUACAUAUAGUCAAGUACUACAAAAGAUCCGUUCAGAGGAAAGGCUUAUUGCUGCAAUACAAUCCAAGUACGAGGACAGUAUUGAGUUUAAGAAGCAGAUUAUCGAAUGUUUAAAUAAGAACCCCAAUGUGGAUCACUUGCUGUCCAUUAAAAAGACAUUGAAAAACUUAAAAGCUCGACUGAGAUGGAAAUUGGUUGAAAAGAAUAAUUUGGAAGAAUCUGAUGACUAUGAUGGAUCUGAAAUUGAGAAAAUAAAACAAGAAAUAGCUCAGUUGCGCAAUAGUGUCUUUCAGGAAAUUUAUCGCGAGCGGGAGGAAUAUGAGAAGCUGAAUAGCUUGGUACAGAAAUGGUUCCCUGAGCUGCCUUUGCUUUAUCCUGAAAUAGGGUUACUUAAGUACAUGAACUCUGGUGGUCUUCUUACUAUGAGUUUGGAACGGGAUCUUCUUGAUGCUGAGCCCAUGAAGGAACUUAGCAGCAAGCGCCCUUUAGUUUGUUCUGAGGUUAAUGGGCAGAUAAUUCUUUUAAAGGGCUAUUCUGUAGAUGUGGACACAGAAGCUAGGGUGAUUCAGAGAGCAGCCGCCUAUCACAGAGCUUGGAGAAAAGCUAAAGAAGAGUCUGGGUUACUACCAUUGAUAUUCCUAUUUUUGUGUAAGUCUGAUCCUAUGGCUUAUCUGAUGGUCCCAUACUACCCUAGGGCAAACCUGAGUGCUGUUCAAGCCAGUGUGCCUUUAACUUCAGAAGAAGCUUUAAAGGUCAUGAAAGGUGUUGCCCAGGGCCUGCAUACAUUGCACAAGGCUGACAUAAUUCAUGGAUCACUUCAUCAGAACAAUGUAUUUGCUUUAAAUCGUGAACAAGGAAUUGUUGGAGAUUUUGACUUCACCAAAUCUGUGAGUCAGCGAGCCUCAGUGAAUAUGGUAAUCGGUGACUUGAGUUUGAUAUCACCUGAACUGAAAAUGGGAAAGCCUGCUUCUCCAAGUUCUGACUUGUAUGCUUAUGGCUGCCUUUUAUUAUGGCUUUCUGUUCAAAAUCAGAAAUUUGAAACAAAUGAAGAUGGAAUCCCAAAAGUGGAUCAGUUUCAUUUGGAUCAUAAUGUCAAAUCCCUCCUCUAUAGCUUGAUCUAUUGUAGAAGUUCAAUGACUGCUGAGCAAGUUUUGAAUGCUGAGUGUUUCUUGGUGCCAAAGGGGAAAUCAACUCCAAACCCAGAAAAAGAUACUGAAUAUACCCAAUAUAAAGAAAAAGAAGAAUUAAAGAUGGAGAACUUGGAUAAAUAUAAGGAAAAGACAAGAAAUGAUGAAGCCAACUCUGAUUGAUAGAUUAGUAUUUUUUUUGUUGUUACAGAUGUUCCUUUUAAAACUUUGUUUAGUUUGGUUAAAUAAACAGAAAAAAAUCUGGAAGUGUUCCGGAGCUAGUUGGGUUGUGUCUUUGGUAUUCCAGUUGUGAAAAAUAAAAGAUGUUUGGCUAUGCAAAAAAUUGUACAGUUUGAAAUUUCAUUUAACUGGAGUUGUUAAGGAAGGAUUUUCU
This is a messenger RNA of Zalophus californianus (California sea lion), 5112 nucleotides long. It is a transcript of the gene STK31, whose product is annotated as serine/threonine kinase 31. The transcript has 24 exons. NCBI's taxonomy places the organism in Eukaryota, Metazoa, Chordata, Mammalia, Carnivora, Otariidae. The record is from RefSeq and is a predicted model, not a curated record. The coding region runs from base 1836 to 4901 and encodes 1021 amino acids. Gene Ontology annotation, biological process: protein phosphorylation. Gene Ontology annotation, molecular function: protein kinase activity; ATP binding.